Messenger RNA from Aspergillus sclerotioniger CBS 115572, 940 nucleotides. RefSeq lists its product as uncharacterized. The record is from RefSeq and is a predicted model, not a curated record. Bases 154 to 672 code for a protein of 172 amino acids. The transcript is spliced from 3 exons. Gene Ontology annotation, cellular component: TRAPP complex; cytoplasm; nucleus. Gene Ontology annotation, biological process: endoplasmic reticulum to Golgi vesicle-mediated transport. NCBI's taxonomy places the organism in Eukaryota, Fungi, Ascomycota, Eurotiomycetes, Eurotiales, Aspergillaceae.
GACUGGACGGCUUAGUUAACGACUUCAAACACCGUCUAUCUACAACAUGCACAAGGGAGAAAAGGCCUCGAGUACAACAAACAAUGAAACUGGAAAGUUUUCCCCACUAAGUUGAGACAGACCUCUGAGACAAUCCGGGACUGGCCAGACAAGAUGGUCUUGCCUAAAAUCGCCUGUAUCGGUAUCAUUGGGAAAGCUGAUAACCCACUCCACGUAUCAUUGUUCCCCCCUUACUUGGAGUCCACCAUCGAGUUCUCUUUCAUAUUGAACUCCUGCCUUGAUAUUUUCGAAAUACGGCGCAAACAGACAUCAAUUGAUCAAGAUCUCGGUCUUUUGCAGGCCGUGGACGAAAGACUGGCAGCAUAUGGCUGGCUUACAACAACUGGAGUGAAGUUUUUAAUAAUAGUUGACUUAGUGGGACAGCCAAUAAACUUUGGAGACCCGAUAACUUCCACGAGGACGGGCUUGAGAGAAGCAGAUCUAAAAGCGGUCUUUCGAGCUCUCCAAACUGCCUAUGUACAGUUGCUGCAAAAUCCGUUCUAUUCCCCGGACGAGCAUGUGGCUGCGGGUAAACCAGUUUCGGCGUGCAAUUCGCAGAUUGCGGACCAGAAAUUUAUUAAUGAAGUCAAGAGAAUUGGAGACACAUGGGCCCCGAGUGCAGCACCAUUUUAAAGAACUCCCGGACCCAUGAAAUGUGGGAAACAAUCUGACGGUCUGACAUUGAUGGGCAUUUCUUAUUCAUGUAUCAUAUAAUAUUCUGACCCCUAGCCUCGUUCAAAGACCUGCUUAAAAUGAGUGUAUCCCAUGUCGAAACAAAGUGCUGUCUGAUUCAGCGGUAUCUCGCUAGGCGCGAUCAUAUCUCACAGAGGAAUGUUGGUGCCCAUCAAGACAUCAGUCAACGGUGAGCUCCCUUUACUCUUAUGUGCAGCUAAGAUCUGAG